AUGAGCAGUGAUGCCGAGAUGGCCCAGUACGGGCCGGCAGCCAUCUUUCUCCGCAAACCUGAGAAGGAAAGAGUUGAGGCUCAGAACCGGCCUUUCGAUGCCAGAACUGCCUGCUUUGUGCCCAAUGCCAAGGAGCUGUACAUCAAAGGUAUCAUACAGAACAAGGAAGGUGGCCAAGUCACCGUGAAGACUGAAGCUGAUGAGACGGUAACAGUCAAGGAGGAUGACUGCCAUCCUAUGAAUCCCCCAAAGUAUGACAAGAUUGAGGACAUGGCCAUGAUGACCCACCUCAAUGAGCCCUCUGUGCUGUUCAACCUCAAAGAUCGUUACGCAGCAUGGAUGAUUUAUACCUACUCUGGGCUCUUCUGUGUCACUGUAAACCCAUACAAGUGGCUGCCGGUGUACGACCCAAAGGUUGUGUCGGCCUACAGAGGCAAAAAGCGCAUGGAGGCCCCACCACAUAUUUUCUCUGUCUCUGAUAAUGCAUAUCAAAAUAUGCUUACAGAUCGGGAGAACCAGUCUGUCCUGAUUACUGGAGAAUCUGGUGCAGGAAAGACUGUCAACACCAAGCGUGUCAUCCAGUACUUUGCGACAAUCGCAGUGGCUGGUGGCGGUGACAAGAAAGACCACUCACCUGGAAAAAUUCAGGGGACACUGGAAGAUCAAAUCAUUUCAGCGAAUCCUUUGCUGGAGGCUUUUGGGAACGCCAAGACUGUGAGGAAUGACAACUCCUCAAGAUUUGGCAAAUUCAUCAGAAUUCACUUUGGAACAACAGGGAAACUGGCUUCUGCUGAUAUUGAAACCUACUUGCUGGAAAAGUCAAGAGUGACGUUCCAGUUGUCUGAAGAGAGGAGCUACCACAUCUUCUAUCAGAUUCAGACUGGGCACAAACCAGAGCUUAUAGAAAUGCUUCUCAUAACAACAAACCCAUACGACUUCCCCAUGAUAAGUCAGGGGCAGAUCACUGUGGCCAGCAUUGACGACAGAGAGGAGCUGGUGGCCACAGAUACAGCCACUGAUGUCUUGGGCUUCACCAAUGAAGAGAAAGUCUCCAUCUACAAGCUGACUGGCGCUGUGAUGCAUUACGGGAACAUGAAGUUCAAGCAGAAGCAGCGGGAGGAGCAGGCGGAGCCCGAUGGCACUGAGGUUGCAGACAAAGUCGCUUUCCUCAUGGGCCUGAACUCUGCUGACUUGUUGAAAGGCCUUUGCUACCCAAGAGUGAAAGUGGGGAAUGAAUAUGUCACCAAAGGUCAAACGGUCCCCCAGGUCACCAAUUCAGUUGGAGCUCUGGCCAAGUCUGUCUAUGAGAAGAUGUUCUUAUGGAUGGUCAUACGAAUCAAUGAGAUGCUGGACACAAAGCAGCCCAGACAGUUCUUCAUUGGAGUGUUGGACAUCGCUGGAUUUGAAAUAUUUGAUUUCAACAGCAUGGAGCAACUCUGCAUUAAUUUCACUAAUGAGAAGCUGCAACAGUUUUUCAACCACCACAUGUUCGUACUGGAGCAAGAAGAAUACAAAAAGGAAGGAAUAGACUGGGAGUUCAUUGACUUUGGUAUGGACCUGGCAGCCUGCAUUGAGCUCAUUGAAAAGCCAAUGGGCAUCUUCUCCAUCCUUGAAGAGGAGUGUAUGUUCCCCAAGGCUUCAGACACCUCUUUUAAGAAUAAACUCUACGACCAGCAUCUUGGAAAGACAAAUGCUUUCCAAAAGCCAAAGGUUGUGAAAGGCAAGCCAGAGGCUCACUUCACCCUGGUGCACUACGCCGGCACUGUGGACUACAACAUCAGCGGCUGGCUGGAGAAGAACAAAGACCCGCUGAACGAGUCUGUGGUGCAGCUUUACCAGAAGUCAUCAAUGAAACUACUGGGCUACUUGUAUGCCUCGUUUUCUGGUGCUGAAGCAGAAUCAGGUGGUGAUGCUGCAGGUGGAAAAGCAAAGAAAGGUGGAAAGAAGAAGGGUGGCUCCUUCCAGACAGUGUCUGCUGUUUUCAGGGAAAAUCUGGGAAAACUAAUGACAAACUUGAGGAGCACCCAUCCUCACUUUGUGCGCUGCCUGAUUCCAAAUGAGAUUAAAACACCAGGUAUCAUGGACAAUCACUUGGUCAUCCACCAGCUACGCUGUAACGGUGUGCUGGAGGGUAUCAGGAUUUGCAGGAAGGGAUUUCCCAGCAGAAUUCUUUAUGCUGACUUCAAGCAGAGGUACAGAAUCCUGAAUGCCAGUGCCAUCCCUGAGGGACAGUUCAUUGACGGAAAGAAGGCUUCCGAGAAGCUUCUUGGUUCAAUUGAUGUUGACCACACACAGUACCGAUUUGGGGCUACAAAGGUCUUCUUCAAAGCUGGUUUACUUGGCACUCUGGAGGAGUUGCGAGAUGAAAAACUAGCUUCUCUGGUGACGCAGACUCAAGCACUGUGUCGUGGUUAUCUGAUGAGAAGGGAAUUCUCCAAUCUAAUUGCACAAAGAGAUUGCGUCUGGAUUCUGCAAUAUAACUUGCGUUCAUUCAUGAAUGUGAAACACUGGCCAUGGAUGAAGCUGUUCUUUAAAAUAAAGCCACUUCUAAAGAGCGCAGAGACUGAAAAGGAGAUGGCAACCAUGAAAGAGGACUUUGUCAAAUGUAAGGAGGAUCUGGCAAAGUCAGAGACCAAGAGAAAGGAGCUUGAAGAGAAAAUGGUUUCUCUGCUGCAGGAGAAAAAUAACCUCCUCCUGCAAGUACAAUCUGACUCAGAAAAUCUAUGUGAUGCAGAGGAGAGGUGUGAAGGACUGAUCAAGAGCAAAAUCCAGCUCGAGGCCAAACUCAAAGAGGUGACCGAGAGACUGGAGGACGAAGAGGAAAUGAAUGCUGAGUUGACCGCCAAGAAGAGGAAGCUGGAAGACGAAUGCUCUGAGCUUAAAAAAGACAUUGAUGACCUGGAGAUUACCCUGGCUAAAGUGGAGAAGGAGAAACAUGCCACAGAAAACAAGGUCAAAAAUUUAAUAGAAGAGCUGGCUGGUCAGGAUGAAAACAUUGGCAAACUGACCAAGGAGAAGAAAGCUCUUCAAGAAGCUCAUCAGCAGGGGCUGGAUGAUCUUCAAGCAGAGGAAGAUAAAGUCAACUCUCUGACCAAAGCCAAGUCCAAGCUUGAGCAGCAAGUUGAUGAUCUCGAGGGUUCAUUGGAGCAAGAGAAGAAGAUCCGCAUGGACCUUGAAAGAGCCAAGAGGAAGCUGGAGGGAGAUCUGAAGCUCACACAGGAAUCCCUGAUGGAUCUGGAAAAUGACAAGCAGCAAUCUGAGGAAAGAAUUAAGAAAAAAGAAUUUGAAAACAACCAGCUGCUCAGCAACAUUGCAGACGAGCAAGCAAUUAAUAAUCAGCUCCAAAAGAAGAUGAAGGAACUCCAAGCCCGUAUUGAAGAACUGGAGGAAGAGGUCGAGGCCGAACGAGCGGUUCGGGCCAAGAUUGAGAAGCAGAGGUCUGACCUCACCAGGGAGAUCGAGGAGAUCAGCGAGAGGCUGGAGGAGGCCGGAGGAGCCACUGCUGUGCAGAUAGAGAUGAAUAAGAAGCGCGAAGCUGAGUUCCUCAAACUGCGACGUGACCUGGAGGAAUCCACGCUGCACCAUGAGGCCACGACCGCCGCCCUGCGCAAGAAGCAGGCGGACAGCAUGGCCGAGCUGGGAGAGCAGAUCGACAACCUCCAGAGAAUCAAACAGAAACUGGAGAAGGAGAAGAGUGAAAUGAAGAUGGAGAUUGAUGAUAUGGCCAGUAAUAUGGAAGCAGUUGCAAAAGCUAAGGUCAACCUGGAGAAGAUGUGUCGCUCACUUGAAGAUCAGCUAAUGGAGCUAAAGACCAAGAAUGAUGAAAACAUGCGACAUAUUUCUGAUCUCACCAAUCAGAGGGCCCGUUUUCAAACUGAGAAUGCUGAGUUUUCACGACAAAUGGAAGAGAGAGAGAGUCUCAUUUCCCAACUGACGCGAGGAAAACAGGGAUUCACGACACAGAUUGACGAGCUAAAGAGGCUGAUUGAGGAAGAAACAAAGGCUAAGAAUGCCCUGGCUCAUAGUUUGCAGUCAGCUCGUCAUGACUGCGAUCUCCUUCGUGAGCAGUACGAGGAGGAGCAGGAGGCCAAAGCUGAGCUGCAGCGGAGUUUGUCAAAGGCGAACACUGAGGUGGCUCUGUGGAGGAACAAAUAUGAGACUGACGCCAUCCAACGCACUGAGGAGCUCGAGGAGGCAAAGAAAAAGCUUGCCCAGCGCCUCCAAGAGGCUGAAGAACAAAUCGAAGCAGUGAAUUCAAAGUGCGCCUCACUGGAGAAAACUAAACAGCGACUUCAGAACGAAAUGGAGGAUCUCAUGGUGGAUGUGGAAAGGUCUAACAACUUAGCUGCUACCCUUGACAAGAAGCAGAGAAACUUUGACAAGAUUCUAGCCGAGUGGAAGCAGAAGUAUGAGGAGGCUCAGGCAGAGCUUGAAGGCGCUCAGAAAGAAUCUCGAUCCCUGAGCACUGAACUCUUCAAACUGAAGAACUCGUAUGAAGAAGCUCUUGAUCAUCUGGAGACAAUGAAAAGGGAAAAUAAAAACCUGCAACAGGAGAUCUCAGACCUGACAGAGCAACUUGGAGAGACUGGGAAGACGAUUCACGAGCUGGAGAAAUUCAAGAAGCAGGUGGAGACAGAGAAAUAUGACAUGCAGACUGCGCUGGAAGAAGCUGAGGCCUCUCUGGAACAAGAGGAGUCUAAGAUCCUGCGUGUACAAAUGGAUCUAAACCAGAUGAAGGCAGAAGUUGACAGAAAAAGGCCAGGAAUGCUGAGGAAAAGGCCAAGAAAGCCAUUACUGAUGUAA
Messenger RNA from Seriola dumerili (greater amberjack), 4803 nucleotides. RefSeq names its product myosin heavy chain, fast skeletal muscle-like. Gene Ontology annotation, molecular function: cytoskeletal motor activity; ATP binding; actin filament binding. Lineage: Eukaryota; Metazoa; Chordata; Actinopteri; Carangiformes; Carangidae. The coding region runs from base 1 to 4803 and encodes 1600 amino acids. The transcript is spliced from 33 exons. Gene Ontology annotation, cellular component: myosin complex. The record is from RefSeq and is a predicted model, not a curated record.